This is a messenger RNA of Cataglyphis hispanica, 12973 nucleotides long. RefSeq names its product multiple epidermal growth factor-like domains protein 8 (gene Megf8). The record is from RefSeq and is a predicted model, not a curated record. Gene Ontology annotation, molecular function: calcium ion binding; protein binding. The transcript has 16 exons. Bases 527 to 9646 code for a protein of 3039 amino acids. Lineage: Eukaryota; Metazoa; Arthropoda; Insecta; Hymenoptera; Formicidae.
GGCACCGUACGGACUGGAAUUAAGUUUUUGCAUGACGUUUUUACGUCGCGCCCGUCUGACAUUUCGUGCUCGACGCAUGAGUUUCGCGACCGUGAUAAAAAAUUUAAGGUUACCGUCAGCAGUUUUCGUCGAGCAAGCUUCGACAAGGCAAAGCCCGCGACUCUCCUUUCACGAUGUUUUGAUUCACUCUCGUCGUUCCGUGCUCUUUCCCUCUUUUUGUUUUUCAGUCACCGGAGGAUGCUUCACGAUACCGUCUCAACACCGAAGGCAUGAUCUCGUGUCCAGGAUUUAUUUGAAUUUUUAAUCCCGAGAAAAAGUGCCGAGUUCUUCCGAGGCGUUUGUGUUAUGCUGCGCUCGUCGUCGACGUCGUCGUCGUCGUCGUUGUCGUCGUCGUCGUCGUCGUCGUCGUCGUCGUCGUCAUCUCGCAAUAGAUAUGACUCUUUCCGCAUGCACUACACUACGUAAUUAUUUGACGCGCGUAGAUGAUGACUUGUGUAUUCGACGACAGUGAGGUGUAUACGCUGUGAUGGGGUGGGCGAUAUCCACCAUAGCAUGGAUUUUCAUAUGGAGUUGCUUGCUGCGAAGCAUCGAUCUAGCUCCGCAGCCAUCUCCAAAGCAAGUGCCGUGCGAUAAAACAAGAAAAGUCUUUGCAGACUCAUGGGGAAUAAUCAGCGAUGGGCCUAUGGGCUCGAAUUACACUCAAGAUUCCCACUGUGAAUGGCUCAUUAAAGCUAAUCAUAGUCGCCAAUUUAUUACAUUGAGUUUCCGGACUAUGGGCACAGAAUGCAGCUAUGACUAUGUAUUUGUUUACGAUGGAGAUUCCUUUCGUUCCCCGCUUUUAGGUAGUUUUAGUGGUAAAACAGAGCCGCAACAAGUGACAUCAUCAUCUGGUUAUAUGUUGAUAUUAUUAUAUAGUGACACAAACUACGUCCUAGAUGGCUUUCACGCAGAGUUUUCAGUCACGGAUUGCCCGAACAAUUGCACUCAUCAUGGAAAGUGCAUCAACAAUACAUGCUUUUGCGAAAACGAUUGGGGAGGUAAAGACUGUUCUCGAACACUCUGUCCGAACAAUUGCAGUGGCGCAGGUAUCUGUGGCUUAAAAAGAUGUGAAUGCAACAGUGGAUACUCUGGACAAUCUUGUUCGUUGCAUAAAACGCAUCCAGAAGGAAAUCGAUGGCAUUGGCUCUCUCAUUCGGAGGGCGGACUAAGACCACGCGCAGCUCAUACAGCAGUCUAUGUUCAGGAAACGGACUCACUUUACGUUUUCGGUGGCUACGAUCUUAAUUAUAUUCUCAGCGACUUGGAAGUAUACAGGUUUAGCACAAGCCAAUGGGAAGACGAAUAUGGAAAUGUAUUAGAGGGUGCUGCAUCUGCCGAAUAUCUGGAUCCUAUGUUGAUCGCAACCGAAUUACGCAAUCCGGGCGCCAAAGAGAUAUACGGCCUACCGACGUCAUCUUUAAUCUGGAAGGUUCUUUAUAGCAUCAAGGAUAAUAAUACUUUUGGUCUACUCGAUCGGACCGCUAACGGUAGUCGCGAGCAUGGCACGCGAGAAUUCAGAAACAUGCCUAAGGAGAAUGAGAAGAGUAGAAGCACUAUUAGGAUUGAUAGAAACGACGAUCCUAGAAGAAAACAUCCGCGAAAUAUAAGAUCGCGAUAUUCCCAAAUGUUGACAAGAUAUCGCAGAAACUUGGAAAACUUAUAUCGAGAACAUGAUACGGCAGACGUACAAAACGACAACGCGAAAUGGGAGGAACAAGUGGUAGCGGGACCCGCUGAGGAUAAUUUAUUCAUGCAAGAAUUUAUAGAUCCCAAAUUAACCACGAGCGAAUCACUGAAAGAGGAAGCUACGGAACCAACCGUUAACGAUUUACCUAAACCUGGCCCUCGAUAUGGUCACGCUGCGUGUAAAUAUCAAGAUGGCUUUGUAAUCUACGGAGGAAAAGUGCCAGAAGAAGAUGGUUCUGUGUCGAACGAAUUAUGGCAUUAUAAUGUGAACAAACGUAUAUGGACUUUACGUGCUAAAAACUCUCCCUUCUAUCCGCCUAGACUCACAAGACACACUCUAACUUUGGCGGAUGACUACAUCUACUUGUUCGGAGGCAGCACUAUUGAUGGAGAAUUUUCAUCCAGGCUUUAUAAAAUCAAAUUACAUUUAUCGGAUCCUACGGCAACCAGCGAGAGAUGGAUAGAGGUACGACCUCGAGGCGGUAAGGAACUCGACGUGCGCGUGGUGGCACACUCGACUGUGUAUCAUCGUGCUACCAAUUCUUUGCUGAUAUAUGGAGGCGUGGUUGCCAGUGUUGCCCGUUUUAGCAAAUUAUCGGAUCGAAUGUUUGUCUUUCAAUUGGACAGGAAGGUCUGGUCUGAAAUUCAUUAUCCGAGAGCGCACUUGCGAGAUACAUACGUGCCCAGAGAACGCGCGUUCCACACGUGUAACAUCAUAGGAAAUUAUCUUGUGGUAUUUGGCGGAUAUUCUCAUAGACAUAACAAAGAGGAAAUCUGUUAUGACAAUCAGAUGUAUCUUUAUCAUCUCGGUUGUCACGCUUGGGUGAGCCAUGAUGUGCUAGGCUUAAAUGAUAAAGAUUCCCGUUAUCCUAAGCAGCAGGGUGUAUUCGCACACGCGGCGGAUGUACGUAAUGGAAAUAUUUUAUUGCUCGCCGGUGGAUAUCACGGCAAUGUAAAUGCCGAUCUUCUCGCAUAUACUUUGCCACCUAUGUUGGCACCGGGAGAUGAAGACUACAUCGAACCGGAACAAAUUUGCUCGAGACACAAGAGUCUGAUGGAGUGCGCGGCAAAUCCCGAAUGCGGUUGGUGUUCCGCGGAUGAGAUAUGUUAUGGCCGGACGAUAGGCAGCAAUUGCACGACGAAUCUGCAGACGACGCGCUGUCCAGGUGUUUGUCCCGCUUUGGGCGACUGUCAUUCCUGUCUGAUACACGGCCAACCCGGCGGCGGCUGGGGCACAAACUUUCGCGGCAGAAAAUCCGUCUCAAACAAGCUUAAUCUGGGUACAUGUACGUGGUGCGUCCAGAACGCUCGUUGCCAUCACAAGGAUGACAAUUAUGGAGUAUGUGGUUUGCGGGACGAUACACCCUCACAAAUACCAGGCUGGUGGGGUUCAAAAGGCACGGAGAUUACCAAAGUCGAGGAGUGUCGAGAGAUGGACAGGAGACCAGGUUUGACUUUCCUCAAAUAUAAGCCGCCGGUGAAUUUCAGCCAGCCCGACUCGGUUGCCAUAGUAAACGCGACCACGGUCGAUUUUAUGCCGUCUCACCAAGGCGCGAAAACGGAAGCGGCAUUGGGUGGCGAGAUGAUCGCCAGACUGACCGGCUUUCUCAGACCACCCAAUUAUUUUUGGGACAGCGCGGCGGAACAGCUAAAAAUCUGCGUCGGUUACAAUAGUGCGACGCUUUAUGUAUCGCGAAACGACGAUCCCGAUAAGCUGGAACUGGUCGCCAAUUUAACCGCGGAAACAUCGCAAUAUAUACCGAUAAAAUGGGCGGAUGGAAAUCCGAUGGAACUGCAACCAGGCCGUUAUCUGUUGGACUUUGAAUCGAAAAGAAUGGUAACCGCAAGCCACGCUCAUGCGAGCAAGAUGGAGAUCACACAUAAUAAGAAGACGGAAAAUCCGAAAGUCUUUACAUUCGAGUACCUGGAGCCAUAUCAAAAUGGCUCUUGCCAUCAGUAUGGCAACUGUCUGCAUUGUCUGACGGAUUCUUCGUGCGGUUGGUGCGACAUCACUCACCAGUGUCUACCGCGAUCAGCUAACGAGACAGAGAGCUGCGCAGCGGAUGUGGACUGGGACGAGCGGGGCGAGCCGAUACGGGAAUGGCAUUAUUUGACAAUUACACCAUCGACGUGCGCCAAUUGCUCCAAUUACAUUUCCUGCGAGUCGUGUGUAAGCACCAAACUAUGCGAGUGGUGGACAGAAGAGGCAAAAUGUGCGCGAAUUGGCCGAUUGCCGAAUGCUGUGGUGAGUCUAGAGCAAUGCCCGAUCCCGUGCCGGCAACGUUUCAAUUGUACUCAGUGCCUGGACGAACGCGGUAGAUGCGUGUGGUGUGAAGCCACGCGCGAAUGCUUUUCCUUCUCCGUAUACACGUCUGAGUAUCAAUUCGGUCUGUGCCGGGAAUGGAUGGAUCAGGCAGGUCUAAUGGGCGUCACGUCACGCAGCUCGUCACUGACUGGUGAUCAGUGCAAGAGUUGUAGCCGGCACUCAAAUUGCUCUAGUUGCUUACACUCGCUGAGUUGCGGAUGGUGCUACAGCCUGGAUAAUCCUAUUACCGGCGUGUGCGUGCAGGGUGAUUUCAAUCAGCCGCACGUCAACUGCAGCGCGGUCAUCAACGAGGAUCGAAACGGCAGUCUAAGAGCGGACGAGUCCGGUUGGGCAUACGCGCAGUGCCCGGAUGUAGACGAAUGCGAUCUCGGCCUUCAUGAUUGCCAUCCCGACGCACUCUGCACUAAUACACACGGCAGCUUUAGCUGCCAAUGUAAGCGCGGUUUCAAUGGCGAUGGCAAAGAGAAUUGUACUAAGACCUGUUAUGAAAGAUGUGUCAAUGGAUAUUGCAGCGAAGCACCAGAUUACAAGUGCGAAUGCAAUCUUGGCUGGACCGGGCCAGACUGUCGGACCAACUGCGGCUGUUACAAUCAUUCCACGUGUGUGCAGGGACCAGGUAUUUGUGAUGAAUGUCAGGACUGGACAACCGGACGCUAUUGUGAAGAGUGCAAGGCGGGCAGCUACGGAAACGCGACAAUGCCGUUAGGUUGCCGCGAGUGCGACUGCAACGGACACGGUGACAUUGAACUCGGCGUGUGCGAUCGGCAGACCGGGAUGUGCUUCUGUCGUGAUAACACCGAAGGCGACAAAUGCCAGCGUUGCAAACGCGGUUAUUACGGUGAUCCGCGCGACGGCGGAAUGUGCUAUUAUGGCUGUAUGUCGCGAGGUAUGCUGGGCGGCGUGGGAAACGGCAAACAAGGUCUUGGUAGUCGACAUUCUCAAUCCUUGCUUUGGGGAAGCCACGCGGGCGACUCGCCGACAAGAGAGUGUCUCUGGAUCGUUAGUCCCGAGACGAAUCUUUCGUCGGAUGCGACUACACCAGCGAUUCAAAGCGUGCUACAAUUCACUAUUCACGACAUUAACGUGAGUUGCCAGGAAAACAGCGUGUACGUAUAUGACGGUUUGCCGGAGUUUGUCUCAUCUACUGGUGGUCAUCAGAGUCAGUUACUGGGCGUGUACUGUACGGAAAGUACCGAUUAUCCGGUGACGGUGGAAGCCAAGUCCGGUUUUCUGACGGUGCAUUACAAACAAUUAGACGAAGUCGAGGGCUUUAAUGCAAGCUACGUGGUGAUGACAUGCAAUAACUGUCCGGGAAAUCGCGAAUGCCGAAACGGCAACUGUCUCUGCAAAUCCGGAUAUGUUGGUAUCAAUUGCGAUGUGGAGAUAUGUCCGAACAAUUGUACCGCCUCGAAUAAACGCGGUGUUUGUGACAAAGGAUAUGGCCGUUGCGUUUGCACAUCAGACUAUGGCGGUCGCGAUUGUUCCAUCCGGCUCAAGGAUCAUCAAUUGAUCUUCACGGAGCUAUUUAAUUCGGAAUAUCUAGCCGAUCAUCUGGAUCAUUUGAGGAAAACACUACCGCGCUUUGGACAUAGUUUGGUGGCCGAUCGACGCGGCAGUCUAUGGAUGUUCGGCGGCUAUUCGCUUAGCCAUGGACCUUUGAAUGACAUCAGACUCUUUGAUACGAAAAACAAUACGUGGAUGCCGGUAACGGUCGAGUCUACUUCAGAGGCGUCUAUGCCGCAGGGCCGUUACUUUCACGCCGCCGAAAUCGUGCACAGCAGGCAGCAGAUCUACGUAUACGGCGGUUUAUCGAUGAAAGACGAAGAUGUGCAAGGAUUAUCGAAUAAUACUCUUAGUGACUUUUGGAAAUUUAGUUUGCAGAAUCAACGAUGGAGCCAGAUUGUACAGGAUGAGUCUAAGAAGGAACCUUUGCCACUGGCCGGUCAUACGCUAACUCUACGCAGAGAUGGAGAGUCGGAGAGUUUGAUUCUAAUUGGUGGAUUCAGUCCUAAGUACGGAUACUUGGACACCGUUUGGGAAUUUAAUCUGGAAACAGAGACUUGGGACACGGUAAAUACCGACGGAAAUGGACCUUUGGGUGUUUAUGGACAUUCAACAGUAUAUCAUGGCAAGUCGGAUAGCUUCUACAUCUUUGGUGGCUACACGUAUGCAGUGAACAGGACAUUUAUUUCGAAUAAGUUGUACGCCCUGAAUUACAAAACACGGAUGUGGUCCGUAUUGCCGCCGUUUGAGGAUGAUUUCACCGAUGGCAGCAAUUUACCACAAGCUAGAUUCCUGCAUUCCGCAGUCACAACUGAUGAAUAUAUGGUGAUAUUCGGCGGCCGGCAAAAUCCUCAUAAUACCUCGGAUUCGUUGAUAGCGUACAAGUACUCAUGCAAUUUGUGGAUACGUUUAAUAACGAGAGAUAUGGAAACAAUUGGCAGUCCGCCACCGCCGGCCUACGCUCACGCGAUGACCCACGCCGAUCCAGAGUCGAACGCCAUUUACGUCGUCGGCGGUUUCGAUGGCGGUAUAAAGAGUCAUGUCACAUUGAUCAGUAUACCGGAAGAUCUGUGCAAAUUGUGGAUAGACAAGAUCACAUGUAGAAAAUACUUUGGCUGCUCGUUCUGCGCCGUCACCACCAUUGUCGGGAUUAACGACUCAUUUUGCUUCUCGAACGAAGUCUCAAGCAACCGUGAUGAUAAAUGCGAUAUUAACGUCAUUCAAGCGCAACGAUCGAACGGAAUAUUCUGCAACUCGGACUGGAUGGCUGAGAGAAAGUGUCAGAGCUUCAAGACUUGCACAGAAUGUCUGGCGGAAUGGCCGUACUAUAAGGAAGACAAGCCGGUCUGUAAAUGGUGCACUAACUGUCCGCACGAUGUCUCAUCCAAAUGCAUUCCAUUCGACCGAGACUGUGACGAACAGACGCAAGGACCAGAUAAAUCAUCAUGCACUGUAUCAGUCACCAAUGUGAAUCAAUGUAAGGAACGCAAGUGUCCAGCGAGUGACUGCGAGAAGUGCAACAGUCUCAACGAUUGCGUGUGGACGAGGCAAGUGCUGAAGACCGAACUGGGACCAAAGUUGACAGGGGAACCCGUCUACGACUGGAACUGCGUGUCGGACAAUAUCUUUGAGCUAUCCAGCAUCAAGAUGAGCAGUACACAAUGCGAGAAAAGAUGCUCCGAGCAUAAAGACUGCAGGAGUUGCUUGAAGGGUACUGGGGCUGAAGGCGGAUGGAGCGAAUGUAGAUGGUCUACGCGAUUGAACGAAUGCAUCUCACCAUCGUAUCAACCACUCUAUUGCGCCGGUGGCGUUUGCGGUUUGGUAUUGCGUAGCGUGGAUAUGGACCAUUGCCCAGAGCCAUGCUCGGUUUUCAAACAGUGCAGCACUUGCCUGAAACACUCGCACUGUGGUUGGUGCUCUUUAGACUCUGCCGAUGUAACCGGUCAAGGGAUAUGCACGGAAGGAUCGCUUGAAGCUCCGGUCGAUCAUCCAGCAGGCGGCACCUGCGAGAUGCUCUACCAUCAACAUUUCCCGGCAACCGAAGCGCCGAUUACCACAACAUUGCAUCCCGCAGACUUUUUAGAACCACAAGACAACAAUAUCACAUUGUCGUUGUCAUUAUCUAAUCACGCAAUGACACCAGAGUUCUCGUGGCAUUAUGUCCGCUGCCCGCCGGAAAACGAAUGCGAAAACGGACAUCAUACUUGUUCACCGAAGAGCGAAAAGUGUUUUGAUCUGGUUGAAGGUUUUGAGUGCAAAUGCGGAGAUGGAUACAAGACCGAGACUACCUGGGGCAGCGAUUUCGGUAAAAAGAUCUGCGUGCCGAUGUGCACGCAAGGUUGUGUGAGAGGCACGUGCGUAGAACCAGACUCGUGCCGUUGCGAUUUUGGUUACGUGGGUGCCAACUGUUCCAUUCAAUGUCAAUGCAACGGCCACAGCGACUGCUUGGGCCCGGACAAACUCGAUGUGUGCACAAAAUGCCAUAAUAACACAAUGGGACAACAAUGCGAAAAAUGCAUGCCGCUGUAUGUCGGCAAUCCUGCGGACAAUGGGCAGUGUGUGCCGUGUCUCGAAUAUUGCAAUGGGCACACGCGAAUCUGCAUCAACGACAGCAUGACUGUGCCCGAUCCGAAUUCGGUCGACAAGAUGCCGAUAGAACGGUUGAGCAAGCAACUGGUCGAGGGACCGAUGGCUAAGGCCAAAUGCAUCAACUGCGGCAACAACACCAGGGGCGACAAGUGUGGUGAGUGCGUGACCGGUUAUUUCCGCGGCACGGAAGAUCUGCGUGACGUGUGCCGACCGUGCGAAUGCCAUGGUCACGGCUUCACAUGCGAUCCCGUGACUGGAGAGAAAUGCAACUGUGGUAACAAUACGGAAAGCGAACCGUCCUGCAUGGUCGGUCCCAUAAAAGGCACGAUUAUAAGCGGCACGCCGUGCUGGAAGGUGCAGUGUAGCAAAUGCAGAGAGAACUACGCCGGUACGCCGACGAUGGGCCAUCAAUGCUACAAAACCGUCACGGUUGACAACAAAAUGUGCUUUGAUUCUAAAUUGAUAGAUGAGUGUAAGAUGAAGCCGAAACCCUUAAACCCCGGCCAGACUGUUUUCUAUAUGGUGCAGCCCCGAUUUAUGAACGUAGACAUCAGAGUAAUGGUGGACGUCACUCAAGGCGCCUUAGAUUUGUUCCUAAGUCCUCGGGAUGAUUCCUUUGUAGUUACUUUGAAUUCAUCGACCGGAUAUCAAGAUGUCGAGCUGGACAGCAGAUUUAUGUGGCGACCCGAUCAUUCCGACAUAUGGUUGGAGGAACAGCCCAACACCAAGAUUCGGAUCGUUGAAUUUCAUUCUCAUGGUUUCGGCGCGGUAAACGGUACCACCACGGAGCCGUCAUGGAACACUGGGCCGCAGUAUUUCGUAAUGGAGCGCUACGCAGAGAAUUUAGCCACUUUCAUGACGAUUGAUAGACGAAAUAUGUUUCUGGUGAUACGUAAUCUAACAAAUCGACUAGUGCUAACAUUGCCACAGGAUAAACACGAUCUCGGCCAGACCAAGUUUCACAUCGCGCUACGUGCGAUCGAACCGUCGAAUCCAGAACUGAACGGCCGCGCUGCCUACGGGAUGAUCUUCUUUCGGCAGGAUCAGUUACACAUUGAUCUGUUCGUCUUCUUCUCGUGUUUCUUUUCCUGUUUCUUCCUAUUCUUGGCGGCAUGCGUGGUCGCAUGGAAGACGAAGCAGGCAGCGGACGUGCGCCGCGCCCGGCGUCGCCAUGUCGUCGAAAUGCUGCAUAUGGCAAAGCGGCCAUUCGCCUCGGCAACAAUAAUCUACGACCGGGACGGCGGCGAGUGCAGCCCGAGCUCGCCGCAGCGCAAGGGCAGACGCGGCAAGCACGUCAAUUUUCAUAGUGAUGUGAGACCGGUCGCCGUGGAACCCACCGACGACAGUGUCGCCGCGGUCGCAACGGUAUUCAUUAGAUUACCCGGCGGCCGCCAAGCGCCCGUCAAACUGGCUCUAGGCAGCUCGCUCAUACUCUUGACCAGAGUCUACCCCGUCAAUAGCCGAGUGUUCCUAAGGCGUAGAAAUAGCCACGCGACGAACUGAGCCCGCGUCACAGUGGAAUCUCGAUCUCGACAAUCUUCGAGUUCCACAUCACGAGCACCGAUCUUUUCGUCGCUGAACUCUUCCGGGACAUCGUUGAUGAGAGUCUCCGAUGUUUGAGUGCAUUCUAUCAUAAAUGAAAAUAGCUAUAGUAGAGCCUCGAUUUAAUUAAUGAUCCUGGGAAAUUAUAUAACAUCCCAUUAGAUUUUUAAUGGACGAAUUUUUUUUUUCUUUUUAGAGCGCAGUUUUAAUUUUUGCUAAAGAUAACAGACGAGAUAUAACGUAAUCGGGUUAUAACGUAAAUUUUAACGAAAUACGUACUUUGCUAUAAUUGCAGCAUCUCUGAUAUGUCAGUCAAUUUUAUCGCUUCUGUUUGGAAACUGUUUUCUUUUAUUGAUCUCAUCGCAUAUUAUUAAUUGGUAAUAUGCACAGCGAGAUCAGAUCUAUACGGAAGCUCUUCCCGCACAGUAAAUACAUAAUAUAUAUAAAAUCUAUCAAAUGCAGACGUAUAAAAUUAUUAUAAUUUUAAUAUUCUAUCGCGCGCGAAUUUUAUAUUACGUGAAUAUUGGAUUCACGAAUCCGGGAACAUUCAAAAACAAAAAUCUCUGGAGAAUCAUAAGUAGAAUCAACGUUGUUUAAAUACGUAAGAAUUUAUGAAAUCAACAUCUUACAGAUCCAGAUACGAGUGCAUCUAUCGAUUCGAAGAAGCUCAAGAAUCGAAGAAUUUGCGAAUUCUCGGAAUCUAUAUAUGCGUGCAUUGAUACACGAAUCGUAUCAUGGAUUUGUAAAUGGAUAAAUUCUUUAAUUAUUAUUAUUAUUAUUUAAAUCUUAUUGCAUAACAUAGUUAUAAGAGGAGAAAAGCCGAAAUCGUAAGAUUAUUUAAUAUAAAUAUAAUAUAUUGUCGUAUAUAUCAUACAUUCCAUGACGAGACUGUAUACACAUUUGUAUAUACAAUCUGUAAUUACAUAUUAAUUCGAACUUUAUAUACAUUUUUAUAGAGACAUUUUAUGAGGCGUGGUCUCGCGUCAUGAAACUCGCGGCAACUAUAUCCGCAAGAUGAUGAAAUUGAUCACGCGCGUAUCUGUAUCAGUUGAACGAACAGUAUUAGAAUUGUUAAUUAGAGAAUCGGAGCUCAACGACGAUGCGUACGUUAAGAAGGUUCCUAUGCCAAAACUGAUUAGUGAAUGAAUGUGAGAAAACGUCCUAAUAUAAUAAUAUAUUAUUUAUCAUAAGUAAGGGGAAGGGAAAGGAGAAAUAAAGAAAAGUUACUAGGAGAAAUAGAGAAGAUUAAAAUUUGUUUCGGGGAAAAAAAAUGUACAUACUCGGAAGAGUUGCAAACGCGUGUCGCAAACUUUUACAACUGGUUAAAAGUCAUUUAUAUACUUUCGAUAGACUGUUUUUGGUCAGAGCUAACGAUUAUGAUAUUAAUCAAAAUGUGUAGAUAAUGUGAAUGUUGUAACGAUAUCGACAUUGAUGUGCUUAGUAAUCAUCGCAGGAGUAUGCAAAAUAAUGCAGAGAUCGUAUUGUUUUAUAUGAAGUUGAAGACAGUCAUAUAAGAGCAUCUAUAAAUCGAACAAUUUCUAAUGAAGACGCAAAAGCAAAAAUUUACAUAAAUAAUAGUUUCAUUUUCAUAAAUUUAAUAAUAUUAAUAAUAAAUAAAUAAAUGCGUGUGUAAAGCUUUUAAUAUGUAAAGAAGAUAUCUAUAUGUGAUAAGAGAAAAAUGUAGGAUCUAAAAAAUUAAGAAUUUAUAGAUUAAUAGAAUAAAUGAUGAAAUUAAGUCUAGCUUAUAACUAAAAUAGAUUAUACAAAGCAUAUACACAUGCAAUAUUAAGACGUAUAAUAAACGUAAUUUUGUACUUGAGAGACUUUUGACUUCAUAAAAAAACAAUGAUCUCUUCGUUAUCUCAUCCUCUUAUAUUCAUACUUGGACUAACAUAACGGUACUUUUUGCAUGUAAUGAGGAGUGUAGAAAUCUAAGACCUCUUAUGCGCAUACAUUUUCUCUCGUAUAUUGUAUAAACGAAGCAUGCAUAUAAGCAAGGACUUGGAUAUACUAUUAUGUAUACGCGAUUGGCAAGAAGAUAGCACGUGCUCCUCUCGAUCAGAAAAAAAAAGAUAUUCGUCGAUUGAUUAUUAAGCAAACACAUCGACGAUACGAUGCGACCAAUUUGUUGAAUCUCAGAGUCUUUUCUUGUCAUGUUAGUCUCGUCAUUGUACGCAAUGCAAUUGACUUUUUGUUAUUUGGCAAUGUCCAUACAGCUAUUAUCUGUCUAACGUGUUUCUCUUUCUCUCUAUUUUUCUAGAUUUAUAUGUUUGAGAAUCGACAGUAUAUAGCAAAUCUAACGAAAUACAGGUUUUCUAUAGGAAUUAAAAAUCUUGCGAUGGUACUAAAACAAGAAUCUAAGAAAAAAUACGGAUUUGUGAAUCGAAAAAAAUGCACGAAACUAAACCAAACAUAAUUGAAUAGAAUUGCUCGUGGAAUUUUAACGAUUUUCCAAGAUCCAAUAAUCCGAAAUUAAUUUUCUUGAUUAGAUUAAUCCGUGGACUCUUCAAAAUUCCCUUUUAACAUCGAGAUUCAAAGUUCCUUCAAAAGAUCCAUGUAAAUUUCAAAGAUUUCUCUUCGUAAAUCUGUGUACAUUUUAAGGACUAACUUAUUUAUAGAGAUCAUUGAAAGAUGAAAGAUUAAAAUUCAUUAUUAUCCGCACAAAAUCGGAUCUAUUCAGAAUAUAUCUUAAUAACAUUCGUACGCGCUGUCCUAAAUACUCAUCCGCGUAAUGCGCCGCGUAAACGUUUAAUUAUUAAGUACACACACACAGAAUUGAUAUAGUAUAUGUACGUUUAUAUAGAUGCAUAUAGAGAGAUAUAUUAUAUUAUAUAUACAUAUAAAAAAGUAACGAGUAUAAUAAAUAUGAGACGCGGUGAAUGUGAGUAUAAUUUUUCGGUUGUACAGAUUUGUGAACGCGCGCGUUAUUUCCGAAAUAUUCUAUUUUAUAUAUAAUUAUAUUACACAUCGCGUCGUCAAUGGCAGAGAGAGCGAUAAUCUUCCAAUGCCAGCAUUGUAAUUUCGCGCAGAAAAUCGGAAAACAACGGUGUGCGAUCGAGAAACAGUGUGUGCUCCAUGUAACGAGAGAGUACGCGAAAAGGUUGUGAAAUUAAAAAAAAAUAACAAAAUAAAAAAAAGAGAACAAGCGAUAUCUUCUGUCGGACUUUCGGCACGAAAGGAUGCGAAUUUAUCCUUUCACUCGCCCGCCCCGAGGGGAAAUGUAAGGUUGUGCAAACGAUGAUUAAUGAAUUGUAUUGCGGAAGCUUUAAAUAAACACGUAAAACCGGA